This is a messenger RNA of Trichomonas vaginalis G3, 966 nucleotides long. RefSeq names its product integrase core domain containing protein family. The record is from RefSeq and is a predicted model, not a curated record. The coding region runs from base 1 to 966 and encodes 321 amino acids. The transcript has a single exon. NCBI's taxonomy places the organism in Eukaryota, Parabasalia, Trichomonadida, Trichomonadidae. Gene Ontology annotation, biological process: DNA integration. Gene Ontology annotation, molecular function: nucleic acid binding.
AUGAAGGAAGGAAUGAAAUCCAAAAUCAAAGCAGAUAAAAUUAAACCACUUGCAACACCAAAACCUCCAACGACAGUACCGCCUCCUCCUUCAGUUAAUCCUUCAUCAUUCACUUUAUUAUAUCCAUUUCAAACAUUAAAGAAGCAAAAAGAUUUUAAAAAGGAUUUCAAGAUAUUAAAUAAACCAAUUGACCCAAAAAUUCAACCGUUAAAGGAAAAAUUUAGUCGCCCUUCAUUUGCACCAUAUCCAUAUUCAUACGAAAUCGAUCAUCUGGAAUCUUCAAAAGGAAACGUUACUUAUUUAUUUGCCAUUAACAUUAACACUAGAUAUUUAUAUUGCAUUCCGGUGAAAGGGAAAACAGAACAGGAAACAAGAAGAGCUAUACAAUACUUACUAGAUCAUGAAAGAGUAGAUAAUAUCAGGGGUGAUGGUGAUAAAGGAUUUCAGGCAGCUAUGACUCAUUAUUUCCCACAAAUUAAUUUUUUCUUCUCAUCCUCUCCAUAUACGUUUCAUAAUAAAAUAGUUGAUGCGGUAAUGAGAACUCUUAGAGAUGCGUUAGGGGUUAACGGUCAGAUAUACUGGGAUGGAAAUCAUGACUCCAUCAUACAACAGUUAGUAUAUUAUUACAAUAAUACAUGGCAUAGAACUAUAAACAUGAAACCAGUGGAAAUGAAAAAUGAUAUUUCAAAAGAAUGGGAAUAUAUUAGAAAGCAAAUGGAAAGGUUAAAUGAUGUUAAACGUGAACAAAUUAAUUUGGGGCUCAUGAAUUUUAAACAAGGGGAUAAAGUUUUGAUUCAUCUCGAUUAUGGAAAAACUAAUAAAUCAAUGACAAAAAGAAGACGAAGAUUUGACACAAUAGCUGAAUUUGUUAGAUAUAUUAACGGCAAUGCAUUAGUUGAAGUUGACAAUAAAUUAAUAGAAAUUCCGAUUUAUUUUAUUACUCCAUUAUAUUUAAAUAAUAUUUAA